Vigna umbellata (rice bean) is the source of this 875-nucleotide messenger RNA. Lineage: Eukaryota; Viridiplantae; Streptophyta; Magnoliopsida; Fabales; Fabaceae. The record is from RefSeq and is a predicted model, not a curated record.
AACACUAUAUGUUGAUCCUUAGAUUCGAAUGCUAGUGGUUUCCCUUACCCAUUUGCAAAUAGGGUGAUGAUGAUGUUGUGGGAUAAAAAUAAAAAUAAAAAGUUGUAGACUUUUAGUAGAUGGGAGUGAAACAGCAAGGGAUGAUGGAGGAGGAGAAAGAAGAAACAACCAACCACAACCUAGAACAAAACAAAAACCAAAACCUUAACCUAGACCACAACAACCAUCCUUCUAACACUCUCCCAAUCAAGGAAGAGAGUGGUUUUAGAUCAAAGGGUUUUGGAAGUGGUGACAGAGUGAAGAGAGAUGAAUGGAGUGAAGGAGCAGUGUCAACCCUUCUUGAAGCCUAUGAAGCCAAAUGGGUGCUCAGAAACAGAGCCAAACUCAAGGGCCAUGACUGGGAGGACGUGGCUCGACACGUGUCAGCACGUGCCAACUGCACCAAGUCACCCAAAACCUCCACACAGUGCAAGAACAAGGUGGAGUCCAUGAAGAAGAGGUACAGAUCAGAGUCGGCAACUGCAGAACAUCCCUCCUCCUGGCCUCUCUAUUCGCGCCUCGAUCUUCUUCUCAGGGGAACUGGCCCUCUCCUCUCUUCGCCACCGCCACCGCCGCUCGCGGUGCCACCCUCGUCGGCAGAACCGCCGCAACAGUCGCCGCCGUCAGAGCCACUUGCAGUUGUGCAGAACUCGAAUGGAUCCAAUGGGGUUGAUGAUAAGCUUGUCAAGGUAAAUUUUCAACGCAGUUUUCUUUUGUUUUAUUUUAAGGGAUUGAACAUAUUGAAUAAGAUUGUGAUCAUACGUAAUAGAGAAAAAAAAAAAGAAUUUCGUUGUUUAAAAAUUAGCUUGUGGUUUUGUUUAAUUUUAUUUGGAUAA